AUGGCGACCACCAACAAAACCGAUUCCCCCGCAUCCGCUCUCUCUGUUCAAGUCUUUGGCGAAAAGACCAGGCUCCCCAUUGCCGUGACCAAGGCGGUGGUUCGUGCCACGGAUCCGCUCCCCUUUGUCGACAAGUCUCAUGUCAGCGUGGAACUUCAUCUAACCAACAACGCAGUCAACAAGGACGUCGCUGCCAAGCUUCAGUUGACUCUGCCUGUCGGCGCCACGGUCAAGAAAUUUGAACUCGAGCGCAAUGGCCAAUGGUACCCCGCCACGGCCGUUCCCAAGAAAAAGGCCAAGACGGUUGUCUACAAGGAGAAGGAGAAGGGACGCGCCGUCGCGGCCGUGUCCAAUUCUUCCGCCGCAACCAACUGCUUUGAAAUGGAAAUUUCUCCAUUGCCCUUUCAACAAGUUACUCGUUGCCGUUUGGAGAUUCUGACCAUUGGCAGCGCCCAGGAACUGGUCGACAGUUUGCAGGCGAGCGCCGAGACGGAAAUGCUCGUCGAAAAAGUUCCUCGUAGCAACGCACUUAUCACCCAAUCCGCGGCUGCUGGAGCCGUUGUGGGCGAGUCGUUUGGAAAGACCCACUUUGUCUGCAAGAUUCCCUCUCCAUCAACAACGACAACAGAAGAUGCGGGCACCAGCACCCGCAAUAAACUGGACCGUGUCGCCAUUCUGUGGGAUGCCUCUGCCUCGACGGCCCAAGCGGUGGACGUUUGCUGCUCCCGCUUGAAGGAUUUGUUGGUCGAUGCCAACACCAAAACCGUGGACAUUUACACAUUUGGCAUGGGCACUCCUCAAAAGCUGGGAUCCUUUGACAGCGCGGAUGCUCUCUUGGCUGCCGUCAAGGCCAUUCCGCACGAUGGAGGCACGGAUCUUUCCACACUGCCGCCUCUAGUGUCUCGAUUGGCCCAGGAGGGCAACGCGGACGCUGUUUUAGUCGUUACAGAUGGCGUGGAUAGCUUGGGCCGCAUUCCCGUGUUUGACAACUCGACCGAUAUUUGCUUUCCGGUCCAUUGCAUUGCACCGGCCGACAAGAUCAAUAUGCGCUCGCUCAAAACCAUUGCAGCAGCAUCGCCCCACGCCGCUGGCGUGGUGCUGGCCAAAAAGGACAAGAACUAUUCAAAGGGUAUUCUCUACCCGCAGCCCGUCUUGCGUUCCAUCGUGGUGGAUCAGGAUGAAGACGCCUUUCUCGAAGAAGUGGACGAUGGAUUUCGCUGCACCCUGGAUCAUCGUUUGCAAGUGCUCAACCAGCCCAUCCCAGCAGAUGGUCUUUUGAUCGCUGGUAUUCUUGGUGAUUCCGUGACCAAAUUGACGGCCAACGUCCAGCUGGGGCCCAACCAACACCAAAGCUUCCACUUUCAGUUACGUGGAGGAGAGUCUACUAAUACCGCGGACAGUCCCACACUCUACCUCCAGCCCAAAGAAGAUGGUGAGGCAUCGGACCCCGCAGCCCGUGUUCUUGGUCACAUUUACGCAGAAGAGUUGUACCACCAAGCAGAGGCUUUUGAUGUUCGAUCCGGUCUGUCCACGGAACGUGUCCGCGAGGAGCUCGCUGUGUCAUAUGGGUUCUGCAGUCCCGAGAGCAGCCUCCUCAUGAUGUAUACCAAGGAGCAGUUCACCGAGCAUGGCAUUUUGCCACCCAUCGGACACCCCUGUGCAAAGGAAAUGCCUCCCAAGAAGGAAGAAGAACCCAGCAAUCAUAGCGAGACGUCGUAUCAACCUGGAAAACUUGGUGGUCUCAAGAAUGACCAGCAAAGGAAAGAUGUGGUCCUCCUCGCGAAGCGUCUCGAGCAAUUCUUUACCGAAACACCAAAGCAGCACCAGAUGAAGAAGAAACGAGCCGACGAAGAUUCCGACGACUGCUAUGAAGAGGCCGGAUAUGUCGGUGCUCAGGCUGUUUCUGGUGGCGGCUUUUCUAAUCGCGCUUUCCUGAGGUGUGCAGAAGAAGCGGAAGAAUGUUACGUGGGAGGCGAUGAGGACGAUGAAUAUGGAAUGGAUGUCCCAAGGCCUCUAGACCGGUGCGCUGCUCCUCCACGCCAAAUGGCCCAGUGUGCUGCAGCCCCUGGGGCUGUGAUGGCCAUGAUGGAAGACGACGACGAAUGUGACGACUACUGUGACGCCUGCUACGAAGAAGAAGAAGAAGAAGAAGAAUGCAUGUUUGAUGGUGACUAUGAGGAAGACGAUGCUGCUCCUCACGAAACGGCCUGCUUUAUGUCUGCUUCAUGCGUCUUGAGCGCGCCAGAGCCCGAGGGAGGUCCAGGCUUUGACUUUUCUCGCAGUGUUCCGCCUCCCUCCGGAACAGUUUCGAGCCCAGCCCCGCCUGCGGGUGCCUCUGGCGUCGUGUCGGCCCCAAGCGAUCCCAAGCAAUACAUCGAAAAGCUCGAAGCCAUUCUGCAGAGCAACAACGGCAGCAAAGAGGCCUGGACGGAGCUGUAUGCGAAAGAGCUUGAGUCCAUCGGUGGUCGUGGCGUGGCGUCGCCAUCCUUUUUCCUCAACAGUGCUCAUGUCUUGAUCCAACACGGCAAACUCCCCGAUGUGGCCAUCCGCAUCGCCGCCAACUGUCUGGAAGCGGGAAUUGAGGAUGUGCAAAUGCUCCGCAGUGUUGGGUAUUUGUUCCUCUCGGCCAACACAGAUUACGGUCUGGAGCUUGCCGCUCGUUUGUUUGAGAAAGCGAAAGAGUUGGCUCCGUUGGAACCACAGAGCUUUAUGGAUAUGGCGUUGACGGGGUAUUACAAAGCUUGGAAAACCUUUUCGCAAGAGGGAGUCGCCCUUGAAGAGGAGAUCGCGCAAGUCCAGAAACAUUUAGUUCAUGUAUUGACUCAUUGCUGGGCCCGUCGAUUCCGGGAGAUUGAAUGGCCUGCGCUUGUGCUGCUUCAUUAUGCGGCUGAGUUGGUCCGGGAAGCCAACCAAGCGUUGUCUUUGAGUCUUCCCGAAUGGCCGACCGAGGAGUUGAACAAGUUUUUCCAGAGCAAAGAGGAAGAGCCCCCAAAGAAAGAUCCAAAGGAGGACGCAAUGGACAAAGACAAGGAGGGUGAAGGUACAGGUUUGCGCUGUGCUUCGUUCCGGCCUGCAUUGAUGGUGUGGCUGGCGUGGGAUACCGACCACACCGACGUAGACUUGCAUGUUGUGGAGCCCUCUACGGAAGAAGUCUACUACAGCCACAAGAGAGGCCAAGGAUCUCUGUUGAGCCGUGACUUCACGGAUGGCUACGGUCCUGAGGUGUAUCUGGGCCGUCAAGGACAUGCGGCCAAGGGCGAGUAUGAAGUGCAUGCCAAGUACUACGCAUCCCACCAAGAUUCGGCCUUGACGGGCUGCACGAGUGCGGUGGUUUGGACAAUUGAAACGACGGACAAGGGCCAGAAAGACGUCAAGUUCGGCUUUGUUCGAUCGAACACGCACAAGGAGAAGACCCAUGUCGUCACUGCUGUGUGCCACGAUGGACCUGGUCCCCAGACGCGUCAACGUCGUUAA
This is a messenger RNA of Seminavis robusta, 3474 nucleotides long. The record is from the annotation of a GenBank genome assembly. Lineage: Eukaryota; Bacillariophyta; Bacillariophyceae; Naviculales; Naviculaceae.